Molecule: messenger RNA, 1846 nt
Organism: Ilex paraguariensis (yerba mate)
Lineage: Eukaryota; Viridiplantae; Streptophyta; Magnoliopsida; Aquifoliales; Aquifoliaceae
Source: the annotation of a GenBank genome assembly
CUACUUUCACUAUCAAGCAAAGAUUCCCCCAAAUGGCCUCUCCCCACCACGGCCACUGCCAACACCAAAUCAGCCGCCCCACCACCGCCACCGCCACCAACCCCUCUUGUUGCUACUACUGUUGCACCACUCUCCACCACCCCCCACCACCAGACCCACUUCUCCAGUCCCUAUCCUCUCACCUCCACCAUUCUUCUCCUCAAUCCCACCUCUACUCUCCCUACAUCAAUCCACCCUAUAACCCCCACCAACACUAUCAACCCAACUAUUACCCACCUCAACCCCACCAACGCAACCAGCAAAACUUUGAGUACCACCACAAACAACAACAUGAACAAGAACCGGAACAAACACACCCACACCCCAUUGUCUCCUCUCUCCUCCGCCGCGUCUCAGCCCUCGAAACCUCAGUCCGCCACCAUUCGGUUGCUGCUUCUUGCUCCCUCCGUGAUGCCGCUGCCCGUACCAUUCAAACCCACUUCAGGGCCUUCCUCGUUCGUAGAUCACGGACACUCCGUCAGCUCAAAGGCCUCGCUUUCAUCAAGGCAACACUCAAUAUUCUCAAAUCAUCAGUUUCUGACAAUACCCACUUUGAUUUUCAAGCUCUCUCUCGCAAAGCCAUGGACUUGCUUCUCAAACUCGACUCUUUUCAGGGUAGUGAUCCAAUGAUUAGAAAUGGUAAAAAAAAGAUUAGGAGAGAGUUGAUUCGUUUUGUGGAGCUUAUUGAUGGGGUUUCUGUGAAAAGAAAUGAACUUUCCAGCAGAUUAGUGAAGGAUGCCAGAUGGCUCGGGAGUGAUAACAAAUCUAGGGUUUUGUACGGCGAUUACAGGGGGGGCGCUGUUGAUUGUAAGGAUUUGGGAAGGGAUAAGAGAGUAUUGCUCGAAAAAAUUAGGGGCCAAGUAGAAAAGAUUCAUGGGUUUUCUAGGGUUUCUGAGGAGGAGGAUGAGAAAGAUAUGGAACUUGAAAAUCCUAGUAUUUUCAGACAUAGAAAUUGUGGGGUUCUCCAACAUAGCAGAGGCGGUUUAGUGAACAGGCAUGAUGGGGUGGAAGCCAAGGUGAAGAAAAGUGUGAGCUUUGCAGAGAAUGGCAAUGUCUAUAAGGUUUAUAGGAGCAGCAAUGAGCCAGAUUCACUUGAGGACUGUAAUAGCAGUGAUGGGAGUGAUUCGAUUGAUGCUGAGAGAGAGCUUGUGAACAAUCUGGGGAGAGAAAUUGAAGAACUUAGGGUUUCUUCCAAGGAGACUGAGGAUGAUGAGGAAACUCACACGGAAGAUCGAGAGUCCUCCCAAAUAAGCGAUGGUGAAAGAGACCCUGAAAAGGAUCUGAAAACUGGAGGGAAGUAUGAACCUAGGUCGUAUCGGGAUGAAGAUGGAGGUUUCGUAUUCUCUGCUCCAUUGCCAGUGAAAAUGGAAACUAGAGCUGGUCUAGUGAACAAGAGGAAGACUAUAACAAUAAUAAAAUAAGGGGCAAGAACUUGAGUAAGGUCUCUGCAAAGUAUGUUUGGAUUGAUCAAACACAUACUUGAUCAAAGAGCUACCAAGUUCCAUUAAUUGUUCUGUUUGUUAGUUUGGAUUGAUCAAAGAGCUACCAAGGGAGAGAUUGAUGAGAGAUUUGCUUCAUGCAAAGUAUGUUUUAACCUUUCCUUUACUUGAGUGUGAGGUACUGUAGUGACUCUUGACUGUAUUUUGCUCCCUUCUGACUGAUGACUCCUCAUGGUGUUCAUUUUCUGGUGCAUUUCUGCCAACAGUAACUGUCCAUCCUGCAUAUCAUUGAGCUUUGUAACAUGACAAGUAUAAAAUUGAUCGAUUAAAUUGGAUUGAUCAUCAAUUAUCUGUGGUGAAAUAUGCAC